Branchiostoma floridae (Florida lancelet) is the source of this 1692-nucleotide messenger RNA. Its product is annotated as liver carboxylesterase 1-like. The coding region runs from base 74 to 1549 and encodes 491 amino acids. The transcript has 8 exons. Lineage: Eukaryota; Metazoa; Chordata; Leptocardii; Amphioxiformes; Branchiostomatidae. The record is from RefSeq and is a predicted model, not a curated record.
GCGCCCUCCGCAAGGCCCCAGUACCUGGACAGGCGUUCGGGACGCCACCGACUUUGGCAGCAGAUGCCCCCAAAUGAUGGACUUCUCGACCUACGAGGAACUCGGAUUGGAGGACCCUAUUUUCAAGGAAAUGCUCUUUUGGCGCAGCACCUCCAGCAGUGAGGACUGCUUGUUUCUGAACGUGUACACUUCCAAACUUUCCUCCACUUCCAACUUGCCGGUGAUGGUGUGGGUCCAUGGUGGUGCUAUGGUUAUGGGUAGUGCAGACACGUACCCAGCAGAGAUCCCCACAGCACUCAAUAACGUCGUCAUGGUAACCAUAAACUACCGCGUAGGGAACCUGGGCUUCCUGCCGACACUGGAGGAGGACGCUCCCGGCAACUUUGGUCUUCUCGAUGUGAUAAAAGCUCUUCAGUGGGUACAAGCGAACAUCCGAAACUUCGGAGGAGAUCCCGACAGAGUCACCAUCUUCGGGGAGUCCGGAGGAGGCUGGGCCGUCUCCCUGCUCGUCUUGUCUCCCAUGGCAACGGGGCUGUUCCACCGGGCCAUCUCUCAGAGCGGCGUGGCGGGGAUGCCCAUCACACAGAAGGGGAACAUCAGAAGGACGGAGUACCUUGCUGGCGGGUUGAACUGCACCACGUCCUCUUACGACGAGAUGAUGAGCUGUCUUCGAGAGAAGCCAGGUCAAGAUGUCGCCGAAGUGGUUGCAGACUUCACCUUUUUCAUGAGACAUGGAUCCCCAGUUGUUGGGGACAAGUUUCUCCCAGAGAGUCCAUGGGAUCUUAUGACCAAAAAGCAAGUGAAUAAGGUCGACUAUCUGCUGGGAAGUAACAGCAACGAGUUUGGAAAUCAAUCGCCCAACAUGAACAUAGUCUUGGACGAAGAUGGAAUGACCAGGGCGGAAUUCGAAGACACUCUUCCGACUGAACUGCUGUGGUAUACCGAUCAGUUCUUGGGCAGUGAUGUCAAUUUGAUUGUCCAGCCUGUGAUUGACCAGUACAUGGACCCGGACAGGCCGGAUGACCAGAUCGCCAUACGUGACCAGUACGUUCAGAUUGGGAUAGACACAUGGUUCAGAGCACCGACCGUUCUGAUGGCUCAGGCAGCAGCAGAUCAUGCCGUCCGAGUCUACCAGUACGAGUUCAAACACCGCACCUCGUACUUCGCCUCCAGAGCACCUCACAUCGAGGCCGACCACGGUGACGACUUGUUCUACCUGUUCGGGUUCCCGUUAAUGCCGGGCGAGACGGGUCCAGACUCGUGGAAGUAUAACUUCACAGAAGAGGAGCGAGAGCUGAGUCUGGACAUGAUGGCGUACUGGGUCAACUUCGCCACGAACGGGGAUCCCAAUGACUCAACAGGAUCAGCACGUGUGCGCAACACCACAAACUGGCCGCGCUACACUCUGUCGUCACAGGAGUACCUCAAGUUAGACGUGACGUCAUCUGCUGGCGUCAAGAUUCGAGAGACGCGAAUGAAGUUUUGGAACGAGGAGGUUCCGAGGUUGUUGGGAAAGAAGGUUCGAACUUCCGGGUCAGAUGAGCUUUGACGCGAUGUACAUGUACAUCUAUACAAACAUGUUGUGAGAUAUGAAUAUUAGCUGGAACAUUGCUAUUUUCUAUCCAAUACUUUACUUGGACAAUCAUGGUUUUGCAAAGGGUUUUGCAAAAGGUUUUGCUUUAUCCAUUUAUA